This is a messenger RNA of Mya arenaria, 5664 nucleotides long. RefSeq names its product YTH domain-containing family protein 3-like. Gene Ontology annotation, molecular function: N6-methyladenosine-containing RNA reader activity; mRNA binding. Lineage: Eukaryota; Metazoa; Mollusca; Bivalvia; Myida; Myidae. The coding region runs from base 193 to 1800 and encodes 535 amino acids. The transcript is spliced from 5 exons. Gene Ontology annotation, cellular component: cytoplasm. The record is from RefSeq and is a predicted model, not a curated record. Gene Ontology annotation, biological process: mRNA destabilization.
AGGCACAUGCGUAUCCGCCGCCAUUGUUGCAAGGCCGAAGUUGAAAUUUUAGGAUUUUAUUUGUGUUUUUGACAUCGAAUCCAGCAAAAUCAAGAUCAGAGUGUUUGCCCCAAACACCCCCUACCCCUCUACAAACUUUAUAGACUAUUGUUGUUUGUUUAAAAGACUCAAGUGUGCUAAAAAUACUGUGGAAUGUCUACGAGUGUCGAUCAGAGAGGCAAAGGUCAGCCUAACCAAGUUAAUGGCGCAAUUAAAGAUGGAAUGAAAGAAGAGGAAUUUGACCCCUAUCACCAGCAGCAACAGCAGCAGCAACAGCAACCCCCUAUACAGGGGUACGGACCUGGACCAGGAACAAUGUCGAGCCCACUUACCGACCCCUUUAUGCCCAACUAUUACAACCCUUCUAUGUUCCCAUCAUACCUCGGUCAGGGACUUGGUGACGGUGCUUGGUCAAAUGGCGGCGAUACCUCAAUGUUCUCAGCAGUCGGAGGCUAUGACUAUAACCAAAUGUUCAGUGGUUUUGGUUACCCCCAGUUUUGGGGCGAGUAUCAACCGAAUGAGUACUGGGGACAGAAUGCUGGUGCUCAGCAGGGCCAAGGUAGGAAAGAUGCUCGCGGUUAUCCAACAGAGGACUAUUACCGAAUGGAAAAUAAUAUGGUCCCUGCUGAUGGUUACUCAGCUAUGAACGGUGAAAUGGAACGUGAUCCUGCUAUUGCUAGCAUGGAACAAGGACUGAAGAACAUGAAUAUUGCCAUGGAAAAUCAAAUUGAGGGUGGUCCAAAUAGUGAACUCCAGCAUGCAACAAUGGACCCAUCAAUGCAACAAGGACAAGUGCAACAUUCAGGUGGUGCUUCGCAGGCCCCGAAAAAGACUUCUUGGGCUGCGAUUGCUAGCCAGCCAGCCCGGCCUCAGGCCCCAAAGAUUCGUGCGAUUCCUCGUGCGCCCGUGAAUCCUCAAAGGCAAAACAUGGACAUUGGAACAUGGGAUAGUAAUAAGAACUCUGGUGGAGCCAACAGGCAACCACCUCCUCAGCAAAAUAGGAACUGGACUGGUGCUCCUCGGGCUUCGAGAUCUGCAACAUCGUACGGUGGUGGAAAUUCGGGUAAUUCUAAUCCGCCACCGAGUUCGGCAUCUAGUGGAAAUGCAGGACUUUCGAAUUCUAGUGCGCCAUCGAGUUAUGAUGCUAAUCAUCCAGUGUUGGAUGAGUUGAAGUCGAACAAUCAAUACAAUCCAAAGGAAUUGACCCUGAAUACAAAAGGAGCGAGAUACUUUAUCAUCAAGAGCUAUUCGGAGGAUGACAUUCAUCGUUCUAUCAAGUACAACAUUUGGUGUUCAACAGAGCAUGGCAACAAGAGAUUGGACACUGCAUUCAAGGAGCGGGAAGGGAAGGGCCCUGUGUAUUUCUUGUACAGUGUGAACGGUUCGGGCCACUUUUGUGGUAUAGCUCAGAUGCUGACGACUGUUGACUAUGGCCAGAGCGCGGGAGUGUGGGCACAGGACAAAUGGAAAGGCAAAAUCGAAGUGAAAUGGAUCUACGUGAAAGACAUUCCCAACAGUCAACUGAGGCACAUUCGGCUCGAAAAUAAUGAGAAUAAACCUGUGACGAACUCUCGUGACACCCAGGAGGUUCCUCCAGAGAAGGGCAAACAAGUGUUGAAAAUCAUUCAUAACUAUAAGCACACGACUUCGAUCUUCGACGACUUCAUCCACUACGAGAGGAGGCAGGAGGAAGAUCAGGGUACCCAGACCCAGGCCAAGCCCAAGCCUCCUCCUCAGUCGGGUCGCCAGCGUCAGAACUGAGGCGGACAGUUAAGACGGACAUUAAAAAUGUAGACUUAUGAAAAACAGGAAAAAAACUGAAUUCUGAAACAUGUACCAUGGUGUCAUGUUGAGAGUCUACAUUGCUUGUGGCGUCUUCAUGAAAUUGUACAAAAAUCGUUGGAGUGGAUUUUUUGUGUAUAGUAGAAAACUUUUUCAUCUCAUCGUAAUCAAGUUAAGGUUAAAAAACAUUGAGCUUCAUAUGUAGUGUUUAUAUUUUUCUCUCAUCGUUUUCUUUUUAAUGUGUCGGAAAAUUACAUUUUGUAAAAGUGUGCAUUUAUGAUUUUUAAGAGGUUAAAUGGAAAAAGUGCUGUUAUCAUUCGCUUUGUUGAUUUCUUCUAUGUUUUAAUUGCAAGUUUUUUUAAUAGGGCUGAAAUUUGGCUUCUUCUCAAUUGCCUAGAACGGCAAAAUUUCACAAAUUGCAUCAUAUUUUCUUUGUAAAUUUAAAUUGAGCAAUUUUGCUCAGAGGGUGAUAAAAUAGAAAUUAACUUGUAUGAAAGAAUGUCGAAAGAGCUGAAUUAACAACAUGAAAAAGUAAGCAUUGAAUGUUACAAAAUAAACCUUGUUUCGUCUUUAUCGGUUCUGGUUUUAUUGAUGUUUAUAUCAUAAAAUUUUACAAUAAAUUCCAACAUGGAAAAGGGUUAGGCAUCACAAUUUUGCUGAAAAGGCCAUAAAUUGGGUGUUAAGUUUGUUUUCAUGAUCUUAUGUAUGAAAUCUUCUCAUAUUCAUUUUUCAUCAGAAAUAACGUCUUGUUGUUGAAGUUUUAUUUUUUUUUGUCUGGUUCUUUAGCUUAGAUUUGUAUAAUUAGCAGAUAAUGUCAUUGUGUUUAUUCUUCUACAUAUAUUAUAUAAUCAGCCCUAUUCAUUUCUGAUUGAUUCAUCUUAUAUUGUGUGUCCGGUCAUUCAUGUAACAGACCAUGGAAUGUAAAUGCCCAGAAUUCAGUUCCAAAGUGAACUUCCCUUCGUUUCCGAAACAGCAAUACAAGUGAUUCAAUGGAUAGAAGUGUUUGAAUAGUGUUCUAAACCUGUGUACAGUAUAUCCACGAGACUUGCAAAUAUGCAUUGAGAAAAAAAUUAAAACUGAUAACUACAAAUGUGCUUUCAUUUUACAGUGAAAAGGCGUCAUUCGUGCUUAGAAAUACAUGUUCAAAGUAACGCAAACAGCAAACUAUUCAGUGAGUAAAUUACCAAAAAACACUACUGUGGCUAAUCUGUGAAAACUGUGCUCACUUACUAAGCCAUCAACUAUCAACAGUUACUGAUAAACCUUGUGGCUGAGGCUUAAAAACACUGUGCUUUAAAAUUGACACACAUAAAGUGAGCAUGCUAUUACAUGUGAGCUGUGCUCAAGUGACCACAUUAUAUGGGUUUUAAAAGAUGAGAUACUUAGUGUUCGAAGUGUUCUAGGCAUCGAUAUGCAACUCUGUUUUAUGAAGGAAAAAAACUUGUUUUGCCAUUUUAGCGAACUGUUAUAGUCAUUUUUUAUACAUUUUUAUGGAAUUAAGAAGGGUUUCAAAGACAGAAAAAGGACUGAAUUUUAAAAUUAAAUUUCAUGUGAUACAAUCAUUAAAUGCUUGUCGUUGUGUUUUACAAUAACAAACUUCUAGAGACUUCAAUAAAUUUUGUGUAGAUAUUGCCCUUUGAAUGUUGUACUUUCGGUAUGCAUGAAAAGAAGGGUACAAAUGUUGUGUCGUUUCUUGGACGAUGGAAAGUGAACAGCGGAAGAAAAUUGACUAUUCUUGUGGAUUUAACAUACUUGAAGACGUGAAUUUGCAUGUGCCAGCAGCAGAGGGGACAACAUGUUUGAAAAGUGGACUUGUUGUUUGAUUAAUGGACUUGACGCUGGAUGGGUUUACAUACCAUCUAUUUUUGCUAUGUUACACUUGUCUACAUGUGCAGUGUUUUUUUUCGUACUGAAAGCGGGGCCAAAAUUAGGCCAUAUUCAAAAUCCAUUUUACUAAAAUAAGACUCAAAAUUCACAAUGCUUCAAAAAAUCUUUUUGUUUUACUCUUUAUUAAUAACAACUAGUACAUGUUUUUAGGCAUUUUGUCACCUUUUUCACAAUUCUCAUUCAGAAACAGUAAGAAAAAACACUGAUGUACUCCCGAGUUUAUAUGACUCGACAUUGUGCAGAUGUUUGCCAGCUGUUUAAAGUCACUAGUGUACUUGCACUAAAGUUUGGUUUAGUUACAUUUGCUUAUUAAGAACAUUUAAACACUUGAAUAUCAGGGACUAAAGUUCAGCCUAAAUGCCAACCAUCUCCGGAGAUAUUUAAAGCAGUGAUUCGUUUUAAAAUCAUUCUGAAUGCGUCUUUUCAAUUUGGACAGUUUUCAAAAUUCUGGGUCCCUAUCACAAAAAUUGACGAUAGAUACAAAACUUUAAAAAUAUGCAUCCUGUGGAUGUACAUGUGUGGGCUAAUUUGGUCUCCGGGGCUAAGUUCAGGAAUCUGGAUUCACAGCAAAAUGAAUCACCAUCGUUCAUGUAACAAUUUCAGUUGAAACCUUAAAUGGAAUGGCAAACUAUCUAAAAAUUAAUCGAGUCUGCAAAAAGAAUCCCAUUUGGCAUAUUCGAAGUAUGUUCGAUUCAUUUCAGGAUAUUGUUACUAGAAUUUUGGCCAUUUACAUCAUUUGUCUUGCAAAUUUGGAUGGGAAAUAGUGUGGAGUCAGAAAAAUACACAAUUAUACUAUGGUUUAAUUUUUUCAAAACUUUUAUAGUCAAAACUCGCUAUGUCAAAGUCAUUGUGACCUUGGGAAAUACAUCCGAGAUGACAAAUGUUUGAUUUAACCGAUAUACAAAAAAUGUAUUAAUAAAUUUACCCAACACAUUCGAAAAAAAGUUUGACAAACCCAGAACAUAGAGAUAACAGAGUUUGACAUAACGAGUUUAGUCUGUACAUCUUAAUUAAUAGUGACGAUUUGUAAGAGUGAAGUAAAAGUGUUCUUUCAGAUUUGUAAGAUGAACUUUUCAGAAAUAUUUUGUUGCAACAGUUUACAAAUUCAAUUGUCAGUUACUAGUAGCCAAUUUCAUUAAAACAAACAUGAUAUGCACUGUCAUGGUGCAUGCAGAGAGUGUAAUUAUAAGAUACGAAUGUUUUAUAUAGAUUCAAUGUGAUAGUACUUUUCAAACUUCCUGAAUACGGAGGUAGUGUUGAGAUCGUGGUGUUUGAUAGUAGUUAAAAUUGUAAUAUUGACUGUAAUGCACUGCAACAAUACAUUCCUGAAAACUUGUGGUGAACAAAUACAUGUACAGCUGGGGUAAAAAGAUUACAAAUCUUUGUGAUGGUGACAUAAAAAGUGAUUGGUACUAUGCAGUAACUAUUGCCAUGUAUUUUAAUUGAUCAAUUGCAAUUGAAGUAAAAAUUGAAAUGUUUUUUUUUAAGUCUGGUGAUAAUGUUAAAGAUGAUAAAAGAUACUUAUCAUUUAAGAUUGUGUUAACACUUUGCAAAGAUAAAUAUCAAGUGUUGAAUGAUCUAAUCUAGUAUUGAGUCUGAAUGGUCAAGUGUACAGAUUUAGCCUUUAGAAGUUUGUUUACUGCUGCAGUGCAUAGGGGCCAGUAUUAGUCACAGAUUGUUAAACACUUUAAAAAAGGAACUCAAUUUUUACCAUCUUCGACUGAUUCUGCCACUUAUGGUAUUGUGCUGUACUGACACCUGUGGUUUUAUGCUGUACUGACACCUGUGGUUUUAUGCUGUACUGACACCUGUGGUUUUAUGCUGUACUAUGUUCACAAUGACGGAUGUUAUGUUGAAUGACUGGUCAUGUUUUUAUAGAGGACGCUCCCUGUCCUACUGUAUCACCGAUUUAUCAUGGAUAUUAAAUGUAUACAUGCAAAACAAUGCGAAAUCACC